Molecule: messenger RNA, 1324 nt
Organism: Osmerus eperlanus (European smelt)
Lineage: Eukaryota; Metazoa; Chordata; Actinopteri; Osmeriformes; Osmeridae
Gene: pde6d
Product: phosphodiesterase 6D, cGMP-specific, rod, delta
Exons: 5
Coding region: 346-798 (150 amino acids)
Biological process (GO): sensory perception of light stimulus
Cellular component (GO): cytoplasm
Source: RefSeq, a predicted model, not a curated record
UUGUGUGGCGUCUUGCUGCCGCGCAAGGUAGUCGGUCGACUUGCCUGUCAAUCUCUGACCAGAAUCUAUUUAGGGUACCUAGGUUGAUUAAAGGAUCAGUGAAGGUCCCUUGUGAGAUUAAAACGAAACGGGAUCUACUGAAGUCUGGAGGUGAAUGUUACAGAGCUAGCUAGCUAGCUAAGGUUAGCUCGAGUUACCGGAGUUUAUGCCAUUUUCAGGUGCACAUGCACAUUAUCUUUUAGCUAGCUAACCCUUGCUAGCCAGCUGCAUUAACUAGAUACUACAAGCCACUUCGUCGUUCCAGCAGUCUUUUUCCACGCACGAAAACUGAAGAUUUCCGACAUAAUGUCUUCAACCGAAGACAGGGCCAAGGAGAUUCUGAAGGGGUUUAAACUAAACUGGAUGAACCUGCGCGAUGCUGAGACUGGCAAGGUGCUGUGGCAGGGAACAGACGACCUGUCACUACCUGGUGUGGAACAUGAAGCUCGAGUCCCCAAGAAGAUCCUCAAAUGUAAAGCCGUGUCCCGAGAGCUCAACUUUUCCUCCUCGGAAAAACUUGAAAAAUUCCGCCUUGAACAGAAGGUGUUCUUCAAAGGCCAGUGUUUAGAAGAAUGGUUCUUUGAGUUUGGCUUUGUGAUUCCUAACUCCACCAACACAUGGCAGUCGUUGAUAGAGGCAGCUCCAGAGUCACAGAUGAUGCCGGCCAAUGUUUUAACUGGAAAUGUUGUCAUAGAAACGAAGUUUUACGAUGACGACCUUCACGUCAGCACUUCUAGAGUACGACUUUUUUACGUCUGAGGAACAGCACCUUUACUUUUUUUUGUAAAGAGGAGAAUCCUUCAAGUGGGCAACAUCGUGAAAAGGCACACAGCUGAUUUAUGGAGGGGGUGAAAGCAGGCCAGUGUACUGGGGAGUUUCUGUGCUAUACUUAUGGCAGGACCAAGACACCAAUACAAGAUACCAAAAUCCAACAGUCAUAACAUCACUCUUGGCUUCUUGAGAAAUGACACUUUUUGUAUGUAAAUAUACGUAUAUAUAUAAUAUAUGGGCAAUGAGUGAUGAUGCUCAUGGCAACCAACCAUGUAAAUUAUUUUAUUUGUACAUUUUUUUUCCUCGUCAUUACGAAAUAUCACCAUGGCGAUGCACUAUCGUCUCCAUUGUCACCUUGUAUUUUUAACACGUUUGCUUCCAGUUGAUGUUGUUGUGGUUGGUGUUCUCAUUGUUUGUUUGUUUUUUGUUGUUGCUGUAACUUAAAACUGUAAAAUAGACUGUGUUUAAUACUACAUGAAUUAUGGAUUAAACUAUGUCCACAAAUGUUUAAUAA